AUGGCGGCCGUCGCCCCGCGCUACCUCCCGCGGCCGCGGCCACGCCCCCCGCGGCCCUCAGUUUUGAAGCUUUUUAAAUUAUUACACAGAACCCGUCAAGAAGUUUUUAAAAAUGAUACCAGAGCCCUUGAAGCUGCAAGACAAAAGAUAAAUGAAGAAUUCAAAAAUAACCAAGAUGAGACAUCUGAAGAGAAGAUAAAUGAGCUUCUGAAAAUAGCUUCAGAUGUUGAAGUGAUUCUCAGAACUUCUGUUAUUCAGGCAGUUCACACAGAUUCCGACAAAAUAUUGCUCAUACCCAGGAAAGAUCUGCUACAAGACAACACUCCUUACUUUGAUAAACCAACAAAAAAGCAUGAAUCCUGAGGAAAAUAUGGCCCUCUCCCCAGAAGGUUAAUAUCCUGUAAUGAGAUCUCUGAAAACUAAUAGUGGAUACCUGUUUUAAAGCUAAAUUUUAAAACAGUAAAUAUUGUUACCAGGAAAACAGAGACUGAAACCAAGUCACCAAUUUUGUGUGCUGUGAUAUCGCCAUGCACUUCUUCUGUGGAAGAUACUAAUUCUUCCGCAGAACCUCAAGACGCACAGUUCUCUUAAAAAUACACUGCUGAAUUCUGUUACUUCAGUCAGCAGUGUUUUUAAUUAUGACAAUUGUCAGAGAUUGUUUCCUAGCAAUCCAGAGUUUUUUCAAAAAUAAAUAUAAAUUAAAUGCAGUUCUUAAUCCUGAUAAUACUUAUUUAUAAGGGUUUUGUCAAUCAUGCUGCUUUGAAGUAAUGAAAAACCAUCUUGUUGCACUUAGCAUUAAAUUUAUGCUUUGCACCAAAAGCAUGAUUUCUGAAGUUGUCAUUAAUUGUACACUGAUAUACUGUGAUGUUUGAGAG
Messenger RNA from Haliaeetus leucocephalus (bald eagle), 875 nucleotides. RefSeq names its product LYR motif containing 7 (gene LYRM7). Gene Ontology annotation, biological process: mitochondrial respiratory chain complex III assembly. Bases 1 to 363 code for a protein of 120 amino acids. The record is from RefSeq and is a predicted model, not a curated record. The transcript has 5 exons. Lineage: Eukaryota; Metazoa; Chordata; Aves; Accipitriformes; Accipitridae.